Sinocyclocheilus grahami is the source of this 637-nucleotide messenger RNA. RefSeq lists its product as uncharacterized. Gene Ontology annotation, molecular function: protein binding. The record is from RefSeq and is a predicted model, not a curated record. The coding region runs from base 1 to 618 and encodes 205 amino acids. NCBI's taxonomy places the organism in Eukaryota, Metazoa, Chordata, Actinopteri, Cypriniformes, Cyprinidae. The transcript has 6 exons.
AUGUGUUUCUGCCCGGUUCACACGUGGUUUUGUGAAGAUGGAAAUGUUGAGGACCCAUUAGAAGAACAAAAAACCCUGAAGUUUCGAGGAGAUCUGGCCUACAGGAGGAAACAGUUUCAGGCAGCUCUGGAUGAGUAUAGAUUCUGCCUCUCUCUCAUACCUGCUGGAAACAUAUCGGUGAAGAGAGAUGUGCUGGAAGGGAUCGCACGAUGCUGCUGUCACCUGGGCAAAAAAGAAGAGGCUCUAAAUGCCUGUGAGAAACUGAGGACAGAAGUAUCCAACUGUCUGAUGGCUCUUGCUAGAAAGUCCUACAGGUUUGAAACCUGUAUGAGGCAAAGAAAGCUCGUUUAUUUUCUAAAUGUAUACAUAACAGAAUUACACAUCUCUUACACAACUCUCCCAAACAUUUAUAAUGAACAAUGCCAGGUGAUGGCAGAAGACCUCACUCCAGAGAAGAUGAGAGAGGAAAACCAAGAUGGAGAGAGUUUAUCAGGACUUUAUAUUAAAGAAUUUGAUGACAGGUGGUGGAACAAACUCUGCACUAAAAUGCAGGAGGAUACUCCAUCUUUAUCCAUGCACAGAUCUCUGGAGGAGACAAACAUUUACUUUUACAAAUGAAUGUGGAUCUCUUUUAGGU